Messenger RNA from Eleginops maclovinus (Patagonian blennie), 4069 nucleotides. RefSeq names its product centriole, cilia and spindle-associated protein a (gene ccsapa). Gene Ontology annotation, molecular function: microtubule binding. Gene Ontology annotation, biological process: regulation of mitotic spindle assembly. Gene Ontology annotation, cellular component: ciliary basal body; spindle; cytoskeleton. The coding region runs from base 107 to 1006 and encodes 299 amino acids. The record is from RefSeq and is a predicted model, not a curated record. Lineage: Eukaryota; Metazoa; Chordata; Actinopteri; Perciformes; Eleginopidae. The transcript has 4 exons.
UCUCGGCUGUCAGUCGGAGUCGGAGAGAAGCGCAGGAUGUCUGGCAUUUAGACCGCCGAAUAUCAGGGAUAAACUGGGCUUUAAAAUCAAACUGGAGUGCCCUGAAAUGAAGUCUGGUGAUAACAACCAGACGGAAGAAGUCAAAGGAACCAUGGUGACUAAGAAGGUCCGGACGGAGUACAUGAAGAAGUUCAGGGAUCCUAAGUGGGAGACCUUUUCUAAAUGUUACGAGGACUCUGUGAAGUACCGCGUGACCCGGAGAGUCAUGGAGGGUUCCCACAAGUCCUGGUUCUGGGACGGUUGGGACAACAGCUCCGAAUCCAGCGGCUGGUCCACGCCGAGGCUGAGCAGGAACAGAAUCGCUCCUCUGUCCCUCCCUAAGCAGAAGCUAUCCAAUCCCGGGACAAAACAGCCGUCUGAGGACAGGGAGACGGAGGGCGGAGGCGGGGAGACAGUCGUAGACGCUGCUCCACUCGCAGCAGUGGUUGUAGAGAACGGAGUGAAUGGAGACAGCGGUGACUCUGUGACUCCAGACACCAGCGGCCCCUCAGAGGUCGACUCUCCGACAGACAACGGCCCCGUUGACACCACCUCUUCUGACGGGGAGCCGGUGAAGCCGGUACCAAAGAGACGCCAUCGCCGCCGCACCCCCCGUCCUGAGACACCACACCGGGACAGUUCCCUUGAUGAGACGACCGCUGUGGUCAAGAAACCCCCGAGAGCAAAGAGCACACCGGCAAUCAGCACCAAGGAGUGCCGGAGAGCAUCCAGCAGGCUGGACUGGCCCGAGAGACCGGCGGAGGUCAGGAGGACCAGGAACGACAGCCACACGUCCGAUGCCUGCGUACAGACGACCCGGCGGGGGUCCGAUAAGAGGAGCUCGAACCCGGAGCGGCGGCGCGCUCGAUCCGCCGACCUGGAGAAGACGAGGCGGUCGCAGCUGACGGUGGCCGACGACCGCUGGAUGACGGAGUACAUGCGCUGCUUCUCCGCCCGACUGAGGUAGAAACGGGACUCUCUGAAAACCACGUUCCCUUACUGAGGAGCAAAUAUCGGACUCACUGAGAACCACGUGGUCCCGCUACAGUCCGUCAGAGAGAGAGUGAAGCUCUGCUGUCAGGGGACAAACACACUCUGAACUUAUAGUUUAUACUGUCGUUUACUUUAGGUUGAGUAAUGAAAAUCUGAAGACAUUAAACACACUAUGAGACAUGACAGGGCCUAUACACUCUUUGGAUUAGGGUUCAGACAUGAAGUGAAUCCACAUCAAAUAUGAAGUGCAGCUCACAUAAGAGACUCCACAUUUAUGAUGAGUAAUGUAGGGUCAUCAUGCUUUCAGAAAAAGAUUACACAAUAAGAUCUUUGAUAAACACACGUCAGUAAGGUGGAUUUAAGAACUACAGGCACAUAAUCAAACUGCUAGAACAGCUGAGUUAAAUUAAGACAGAUAUAUCACUUUACUGUAACUCUGUAUUAAAAGCCGGAAAAUACGCUAACAAAAACAACAAGUCAAUGUUUCCCCAAAUGAAAUGCACUCGUAUAGGAUGGUCUGCAGUAUGACGCAGUCUGGUGAGCCCUACCUGUCAUGUGUCUACAGGAUUCACUGAUGAAACCUGGGCUGAAUCUAGAUUUUCCACUUAAAAUAUCCUUAUUUCUGAGUCAUUUGAAGGAAAAAUGCUCUCUAAAUGUGUGUGUUUUUCACCCGACAGCAGUGACGCAACCUGAACAGAUGUGAUGGACUGAAGUAUAUGUUCUGCGAUGCUGUAGACGCUGUUUGAUAAUGAACAAACAUCACAGAGAAUGAAUAAUUACAAGCUUUCUUUCAAAACAAUCACAGGUCACUGUUUGAAUGUGUGUCAUUUACGAGCAUGAACGUCUCCGCUGUUCCCUCACACACAUUGACUUUAACUUCUCUAUCACUAAAGGCAGCUGUGUGUGUGUGUGUGUGUGUGUGUGUGUGUGUGUGUGUGUGUGUGUGUGUGUGUGUGUGUGUGUGUGUGUGUGUGUGUGUGUGUGUGUGUGUGUGUGUGUGUGUGAGAGAGUGAGAAUGAGUGAGUGAGUGUGUGAGUGAGUGAGUGAGUCAAACUCUAAGGCAGCAGAAACGGACCAAACUGUAGUAUUUUUGAUAUUUGCCUGAAGUUUAGAUUAGGAUAAACUACAAAGAAACACAAUUUAUCAAAUAAAAUAAAUAUUCAAAGUAUUUUCGGAGGAGAAACUAGAUUUAGGAAGUGCUACCUUUAUUAUAACUUCUCUUUUAAAUGCGUUUCUCUAUAUUGAGAUGCAGCUUCUUGCUUACUUUGAUUUGAAUGAAGACUCAUCUGUAACAUGGUGCUUUCUCUUUUACUGCAAAUAGAAAAGUUAACCCUCUUUAUUCAAUUUAGAUCAAAUAUAUUGUAUAGAUUCAGUUAUGAGGUGUGUGCUCUUCUUCCUGUGGGCGAUAAAGCUGAAAUAAACCUUAAUUUUGACAUGAUAAAUAAAAUGCCACACUAUAUUAAUACUAAUUAACACUUUUAUAAAAACAAAACUAGAAUAUAUUAUAACGGCAUUAUGUCCAACGAAACAUGUGAUAUUUUAAAGAGCAGAGACUAAUUUAGCCCUUUCCUUAAAUAAUGUCAGAAUUGUUGUUGUUGUUGUUUUCUGCCUAUUUAUUUUAAACGGAUUUAAGGAUUUAAAAAAAUAACAAAUAAUGAUUUACUUUGGUUUCAAUUCAGUAUUUUCAAUAAUAACUUCAAUUUCAUUCAUUGUGAAUAAUUGAACAAUUACAGUCAAAUAAAUGAAAUGACUUUACAUCGUUAGCUUUUAUCCAAAGCUGCUUAAAAUAAGUUGCUGACGUCCAAUUAAGGACACCGUUUAAAUAGACUGUAGCAUAUUUGAGCACCUUUUUUAAUUUGACAUAUUGUCCGUCUCCAUCACAGCGACAGACGCGUGGAACGGUCGGAGUUGCGUCUGCUUCACCUGUUUGUUCUGACUGUGGGAUUGUAGAACGUGUGGAAGUGAAAAUGUGAAACUGAGGGCUAACGAUCAUCAUGCUUUCUGCUUUAGAUAUGCAAGUAAUACUUUAACACUGAAUGAAUUUAAAUCCACAGAGAAUGUUUAUCGAUGUCAUCACCGUCAGAACCUCAUCACUCUGAAUGUGCAGAAGUAUUUAUAUUUAACAGUACUUUAUUUAUUCAUAUUUGGCAGCUUUUGAAGUGCAGCUAUCGAUACUUUAAAGAGGCCCUGUUAUGCUGUUGGGGUUGUCCCGUUCCUUUAGUGUGUUUUACAGGUUUUAGUGCAUGUAAAUGGUCUGCAGAGGAUAAAAUCCCAGUGUUCCCUCCAGGGGGAGUUUCUCUCCCACACUACAACACGACCCUGAAAAUGAGCAUCAAUGAGCCCCUUUAACACGACAGUCAUUUAUUUUAUCUUUCUCGGUCAUUCCAGUGACCCCUCCUGAUGUUUUAAGGCCCAUAAAGCGUGCAACAUGUAAGAUUAAACACCGAACAUUUGUAAAAGAUUUUCAGGAAAUGUCCAAUAUGUUUAGAUACAACCUCCUUGGAUGAAAGCGUUCCAGGACAAGUUAUAAAAAGUAUAUAAAAAACCGUGUGUUGCUAAAUGUUCACAGCUGUUUCAACAAACACAUUUAGUGCUGUCGUUUUUGUUCCUAAGUUUUACUGUAAUGGCAAAAAGAGGAUGUUUUUUUACGGUUUACUUUUAAGAAUCCCUUUAAAAGAACAAAGUCCUGGUUUCAGGAAGAAAGUGAGAAACACUUCAAAGUGGUUUAAAUGGUUUAAUGCAGAUAUUUUGUGUCACUUUAUUUUGGUACCUGAUUUUAAAAGUCUGAACGUUUGAGACAAUCAGCCGAAAAUAGAGAGGGGGGGGGAAUAAAUGAAAAAUGAAAUAUGUUAAAUGUGAGGAGUUUGUUUAACGCACCGUUUGAGAAUGUGACUUUUUUGCUUGCUGUAUCUAAAGCUUUGAGUAAGGGUUUUAUUAUCAAACGUCUGAAUGUUUCCACCAGGUUUACUGUUUUGGUCACUGUAUUUGAAAUCACGUACAAUAUAUUUUCAUCCACUUUGCUGUGAAUAAAUGGUAU